AUGAAAUGGUGUGCGCUUCUAAUAUUGCUGCAAAUAUCCUGGUCUCAAGCCUUGCCUAAGGGAAAUGGUAAGGAUUUUGCCAAAGCUUCUAAUAAAGAACUGACAACCGAGAUAUCGAAAGAUUUUUGCCGCCGAGAGAGCACGACAAACGUGGAGAGCGGUCAGAGACAAAAACGCUUUUUGGCCGUAACUUUGGCAGUUUCGUGCGGAAAAAUUUGAUUUUUUGUAGGAACAAUAUCCUUUAUGGUAGAAAUAAGCAUGAAACUUUUCGUGCCAAAAUUCGUCAAAAAGUCCUAAAUUUUUGCCGACUUUCGAUCUAAAAAUCUCGGUUGUUUCUGCAAAGCGCGAGCUAGAAUUCUCGCAUAUAUCUUAGAAAAAAUUGUUCUAAAUUUGUGCCAAGUUUCAUCAAAAUCUGAGCGUCGCACUUGGAGUACUUCCCCUGUGAACUUUUUGUAUAACGAAAUAUUAAAAACAGGCACCAAGGAAUGCCCUUGCGCGGACGAAACCUGCAAACUCAGGAACUAUGAGUCAUGUGUAAGAGGUUUUCUGAACGAGCAAGAUGUUUGUGACGUCUCCUGUCGCCGUCCCGGCCAUUGUCCCAACGAAAACUGCACCUGUUCCAAUGCGGAAUGCCGUCUUCUUGGGUUUGAUGAGUGCUCCGGAACCCUCUGCCAAGACGGAGAAUGUAAACCGAGCUGUUGUCAAAAAGAGCAAUGCGAAUGCGAUCAUGAUUACUGCAUCUCGCAGGGGUAUACAAUGUGUACCAAGGCGUACAUGAAGGACGGGAAAUGCAAGCCUGUGUGUCGAGGGCCGACUUGUCCUAAUAAGAAUUGCACUUGCGAUGAUGCUGACUGCGAAAAACAAGGUCUUGGCGUAUGUGCGGGGAGCUAUUGCGAAGAUGGAGAGUGCUUGAUUAGCUGUUGCAAUAAACAAGGGAGAAAUGUUACAGUAAGGACUACGGGAAGCAGUGGACAAACAACUCAACGGUUGACAACGUUGACUGCAUCAACGGUCACAGCAACCGCUUCGAAAUCAUCUACAGUGACUGGAGUUUCAGCCAGCAUUUCGAGUUCUCCUUUUCCUUCGACUAGUGUCUCUCAAACGGCUUCAUCUUCCGUCAGCUCAACGCCCUCAACACCUACAUCGGCGAGUCCAACACCAUCAGUGUCCACAGUCACUGGAACAGUUACUGAAAAACGGUCCACAUCUAAGAGAACUAGAAAAACAACUAGAAAGGCCACAAGAAAGAGAACUACUACGACUACAACCACCAAGAAACCGGCACCACCACCACCACCUCCGCCCCCACCUCCGCCCCCACCUCCACCCCCACAGCCUUAUUAUCCAAACAGUGCCUGUCGAACGUGCCCGGUAGAAUAUUGCUUUGUAAACCGUUGCGGACGUAAGUAAAGAUUGCAGUCUAUCUUCUAUUUCAGGGCUUGAAUGCUGUCGAUACCCUUAUUGCUGGAACUCCGGCAAGUAG
Messenger RNA from Bursaphelenchus xylophilus (pine wood nematode), 1483 nucleotides. Lineage: Eukaryota; Metazoa; Nematoda; Chromadorea; Rhabditida; Aphelenchoididae. The record is from the annotation of a GenBank genome assembly.